CUAACAUAUUACAAGGAAAUAAGUGGCGAAACGUACCGCUACCAAUAUGGUGUACGCAGCAUCAUAGGAUUCAAGGAAGAGAUGAUAAAGAUGGACGCAUACAUCCACUUCGAUAGAGCCGUUCGAUUCAUGAUCUGUGCCGGACAUAAAUGUGGUAGUCGCAGCGACAAUCGCAACGACGCAGAGAUCGUCGGCGCUGUUCUGGCCAUGGGAUGGUGCUAUAUAACUCCAUAUGCUGGUGUCGAUCCCAAGGAGUGGUUUGACAAGCCAGUCACUAGAGACAGGUUGCGAGAUCGAAUCGAAAUCUUGCGGCAAAGGCUCGACGCACAUCAGCACUCGCGACAGCUUUUAGGAGAGGAGGAAUCGAUGAGAGAUGGCAUUCAUAUCGCAAUUCAUCAAUGCGAGGACGAUAUAGGACACCUUCUUCACUUGUUGAGCAAGAUGAACCAUGCAGCAGGCAAUGAGGACAAUGAUGCAACGGAGCAAACUGCUACUGAGGGCAAUGUCGAUGAUGAUGAGAAGCUGGCUGGGGAGGUUGGCCAAUUAAAUAUCAAGGACGCGAUCAAGCAGCAGGACUCUGUGCCAGAGUAAUUUGGUUCUCGGGCAACAACUUUCGAGGUAUUGAAAGAAUGGGGUUGUUGAUACGUCUGACUGCUUGGUCUACGGACUUUAAGAUUAGCAGAU
Mollisia scopiformis is the source of this 684-nucleotide messenger RNA. RefSeq lists its product as uncharacterized. The record is from RefSeq and is a predicted model, not a curated record. The transcript has a single exon. Bases 82 to 591 code for a protein of 169 amino acids. Lineage: Eukaryota; Fungi; Ascomycota; Leotiomycetes; Helotiales; Mollisiaceae.